Meloidogyne enterolobii is the source of this 1348-nucleotide messenger RNA. The record is from the annotation of a GenBank genome assembly. Lineage: Eukaryota; Metazoa; Nematoda; Chromadorea; Rhabditida; Meloidogynidae.
UUUAUGUCUGAAACAAACAAAGGUUUAUUAAUUAAUCGAAAGGAUUGUUAUCAUUACAGAGAUUUAUAUUUUGAUUGUCUAGAAAAGAACAACGAAAACAAAAAUAGGUGUCAUCGAGAAUUUGAAAAAUUUUCAGAUGUUUGUCAAUCUACCUGGGUGUCGCAUUUUAUUCGCAAACGGGGUAUUGAAAAAUACAAGAAGGCUGUUGAACCUAAACAAGAUGGAAAAUCAGAUGCGAAUGUUACAAGUGAUUUGGGAGAAAUCAUACUAUUUUAUAAGUGUGAUUUUGCUGUAUUUUUUAAGCUUGAUAAAGACACCAAGAAAGUUGCAAUUAUUUUUUUGAGACAACAUUUUUCUGUUGCAAACAAUCAAACUGAUGCUAUUCAAGUACCAUUUUUAACAACAACAAAAACUCCGCAAAAACUAAAUUUUGAAAAAAUAAAAAAUGUCAAAAUAAAUCAACAUUUUAUUCGUUUAUUGGAAGAAUUAUUUUCAAAUAAUUUGUCUUUGGAAGCACUAAAUUAUUGUUAUUCAAUUUUUUCAACUAAUAUUGUUAUUAAUAGUAGAACGUUAAUUUUAGCUGCAAAAAUUGUUGCAAUGUGUCAUACAACAAAAACACCAAUUUCUUCAAUAAAUUCAAACAAAUUAAAUUUAAUUUUAAAUAAAAUACAAAAAGAAUUGCCAAAUUGUGAAAAUUCAAUAAAAUUAACAAUUCAACUUUUAUUGGAUGCAAGUAAAGGAGAUUGGAGUAAAAUAAAUAUUUUGGAACGCAUUCCUGAUAAAGCUGAAUGUUUUGCUAUUUUGGCCAGUAUUUUAAUUGAAAGGAGGGAAUUCGAUAUUUUGAGUUCAUUGUGUUCAAUUAUCCAACCAAAACAAAAAUUUUAUCAACAUCCAAUUUUGUGGAAUUCAUUUUUAAAUUUUUUGGAAGAAUUUAACAACACAAAACAAUGUAAAGAAUUAUUAGAAUUAUUUAUGGAUCAAAUUGUUUCUAUUGGAAAAACAAUUACUAGUGAAGAAUUUAAAUGUAUUCAGGCUGCUUUGAGUUAUUACAAAGAAUGGAAAGUUGAAGAAGCAACAAUUUCUAAAGAAACAUUAGAAUGUUCAAUUUGUAAGGAAAAAUUACCUGAACAAAAGCCUUUGGAUAAUGAACAAUUUUUAAAACUUAGAGACGCCUUUAGAGAAUAUUUGCAAAAUGGGUUGUCAAAUCGAAUUUCUGGAGAAAAUACAGGCAAAGGCAAAUCAGAGAUUCUAUAAAACCCUCGAUAAUUUAAUAAUACAGACAAAAUCUUUAAAAAAUUCCAAACCUUUAAUUGUUGAUGGAUUAAAUUUGGCUAGAGGUGUUUAUAGG